Molecule: messenger RNA, 4372 nt
Organism: Anguilla rostrata (American eel)
Lineage: Eukaryota; Metazoa; Chordata; Actinopteri; Anguilliformes; Anguillidae
Gene: snorc
Product: secondary ossification center associated regulator of chondrocyte maturation
Exons: 3
Coding region: 1209-1562 (117 amino acids)
Biological process (GO): cartilage development
Source: RefSeq, a predicted model, not a curated record
UUGUUAUCUGCAGAUAUUGCAGAUAAUUAUUUUCUGAAAUUAAGUAAGCUUCAAUUUGGGGAAGCAGGUGGAGGAUUUUGGUAAGUCACCCUGGAUGAGUCUGUAGGAGGUGCUCAUUUUGAAAUAAAGCCGUUUACAGUGUGCCGAGGAAGUGUAAUGGCGGAUGCAGAAAGUGCUCUUCAGCUCCCAGACAGGCUGAACGUGUUACGGGCGUUCGGCAGGAUUUAUUAUCCAUUCCAUUUCUCAUGCGGUGAAACGGCAAGCAGGAAUUGUGGGAAAGGAAAUGGAACGGUGUGUUACUUAUUAUUCUGUGGAGUUCCCCUGAGCCGCCAGUCCGUGGAAACCCACCCAGCAGCACAUUUAUGAAAAUAUUAAAAGGUGUGAAAUAAUAUGAAGUUUUCCAUUCCUUCGGUGUACGAACACACACACGCUGACUCUGCGAAGAGGAAGCACUAAACCUAUGGGCCUCAAGUUACUGCCCUGAUUCCUGCGUUGCCUCAUUCCACGUUGCUGGGAAACAAAUGAUUUUUUGUGUAUUUAUUUUAUCUGAGCAUGAUGAGUUAUUAAAAUGCUAAUAAUGUUUCUCCAGAAACCUAGCUGAUUUCUCAGGUACAGUGGCAGGGUCAUUCAGGAAGGUUGCACCCCACAUUCCAGAUGGUGUCGUUCACAUAUCCUAUACAGUGUAUGUGUUAGCUGGAGGAAUAUGCAGUCAUAUGGGCUAAUAAUAUACUGCACCCCUGCAUACAGAGCUGAUGUAGCAAGUUUGCAGUCACUGGUGAAAGGCACAGUUGAGUGAAUGUUGGUACAGGGACUUGGUUCCCAGAACCUGGGAGAGGUGACCAGUCCUGACCUAGGGCAGUGAACAGUUAACCCCCACUCUUCUCCCUGGACUGUUUUUUUGGUAAUGGGAGGGCAGGGAGCUUGGAGUCAGACUAUUUCAGCUGACCUGCCUCAGAAGUAUACAGCCCUGUGUUUGUGCAGAGUUGACUUUUUGAGGCAGGUUGGUACUCUGGGGUGUUGACAAAGUCUGUAUUGUACAGACACUACCCUCUGUGCCCCCCCUUCCCCUCCCACCCACUUUUCCCCUUUACUCUCUCUCUCCCUCUCCCAUUCCCGCUCUCUCCCUCUCUCUCUCGCCCUCUCUUUUCCCUUCUUUAACGCAUGCUUUGGAAUCAGCAGAGAUUCCCUGCAGACUUGAAACAGGAACCAUGGCUCACUGCAGCAUCCACAGCCUCUUCAUGGUUACACUCCUGGGCGUGUGUCUGACUGCUGCUCGGACAGAAACUGUGGCUGAUCUGUCUCCAACUACACAAAGCGAGAGCCUGGAGACAUCAUCAGGGGGAGGGGCAUAUGAUUUGACUACAAAGGACCCUUUCCAUGACCUCACAGAAAAUGCCUUUACCUUGGAAUAUGAAGAUACCACCCACUCUGAGCCUAUCGAUGGGGAGGAUGGAGUGCUGGGUCCUGGUGCUAUUGCUGCCAUUGUGAUUGCCGUGAUCCUGGGGGCCUCUGUGCUCAUUGCCCUUAUCGUCAUCACACUCAAGAAGUUCACCACCGCAUAGAGCUGCCCCUCAGCCCCCUCCCUCACACAGCUCAUGGAAAACCACACAGGGGCCUCAUUAACUGACUCCUCUUUCUUGCCUGAGGUCUGAUGUACAGGAAGCUCUCCAGGACACUAAUAGUCUUUGGUCAAUGAGAAUGUUUGCUAAAAAAGGAGAGCCUACUGCAUGUGAAGCCUGACUGGUUCCUAGGGCUUGAGAUGACUAGGCCCUGUAGAACCUGGAUGAUUUGUCCUUCUGUAGAACCUGGAGAACUAUAACUUCCAUGUGGAUUCUAGAACCUCAUACCCUAGCCAAAUUCCUCUUCUAAAAUUCAAAUUUCCUUUAAAGAAGUCACCUCAGUAGUUUCAUACCAGUACCCAAAUAAUAGUGCAAUACUGUGGGUGUAGUAAAAUUGAGUAUCUAACUUAAGGGUUCAAAAUAUGUAUUUACUAAUUCAUUUUUUAAAACAUACUUCCAGAUUGGCGAUGUGCUUUAUCAUACAACUAUGUCCUUGCUCUUGUACAUGUGGACCGUAGUGUGAAUAGUCCCCUACUGGACACUACAGAAUGUGUUUCCAGGUGAGUGGUUCUCAAAAUUCAAUUUACCUCAUGAAACUGAAUCAGGGGACAAAAAAGAAAAAAGGAUGGAAUAAGGCUUUAUAUUCACCUUAUGGACCUAGUUGUCUUCACGUGUAAGAUCUUGGUUAUUAAAAAUGUCAGAGGGACAGAGUAAGCCAGCUGGAUGUCCACCCUGCUGUAUCAGGUUGCUAGUGUAUGUUCAAAUAAGGAAAGUCUGAAGUAAUCAUGGGAGAGUUUGGGAGUUGUGUUGCCGCUGUUACUGUAUAAGGAGGCAAUUAGAAUGCAAUACAGAGCUCUACCUGGCUCAGUUGAUUCAAACUACCAUUUUACUGAACAAACAGUAAUUUUCAUUAGUGAAUCUGUCGCUUAUUGUCAUUUUUGAUGAAAAAUGCUGGCAUUGAAUUGAUUUUCUGUAACAGUUUAGGUGCAUUUUUUCUGUGUAAAUAUUUGUUUUGUAAAAUAAGUGAUCAGUUAGGAAAGUGUGGUGUUCCUGUUCUUGCAUACUGGUCAAUGUAAGGGGUGGCAUUUGUGGAUGUUUCAGAUUACAUCAAUCAAAAUUCAGGCAAAUCUUGUGUAGAACCAUUUAAAAGCAGUCACUUUACAAUGCACAAUUACCCAGGAAUAAAAAAGAAGCCAAUUGAGCCAAUGUGGGAGAAAUGGUAAUUACUCCUAACCUCUGGAAAUGGUGAUGUAGGAAAGAAUAUUGAAAAAGAGAUGUAGAAGCAAAGUAAAUAAAAAGCUUUUAAAAACAACAAAAUCAUUCUCUGAAUUGCCACAUAGUUACCUAGUGGUUUUUGAUAGUGGGAGAAAAUGGACGACUGUUUGCCAUUACAUUACAUUACAUUACAGGCAUUUAGCAGACGCUCUUAUCCAGAGCGACUUACACAACUUUUACAUGGCAUUUUUUACAUUGUAUCCAUUUAUACAGCUGGAUAUAUACUGAAGCAAUUUCGGUUAAGUACCUUGCUCAAGGGGACAACGGCAGUGUCCUACCCAGGAAUCGAACCUGCGACCUUUCAGUUACAAGCCCAGUUCCUUACCCACUGUGCUACACUCCGUCCAUAUAUAUAUGGCUUUCGUCUGACUUCAAGACUGGUGCUUAGGUCGUACAAGUUGGCAGGGAUCUCCCACCUUCUUGGGGCUAAUUGACUGUUGUGUCUAUUGUAUGUAGAUUUCUGUCUCCUGCCUGAUAUGCCUUGCAAAAUUGACAUAAGACUUCUUUCCAGUUUAAUGUUUAGGGCAAAGAAGGAACCCAAGAUUUGCAGAACAUUCCAAAAAGUAUCUGACAAACAUCUGGUAUCUAAUGUAAGCUAUGUAUAAACUACAAGACAAAAUAACCAGGGUAUCCAACUCUCUCACAUUCACCUUAAGGACCCUAACAAAAUUGUAUUCUGGGAGUUUGAAACUUGCCCCAGCUGCAACUGCUGUUUAUGUUUUUGUUUUUGUUUCCUUAUCUGCAUGAAUUUACAAAAUGUUUAAUUAUUUUAAUAGCUGAGGCCUUUACAAUGUCAUACCAUAAUCUAUGUUGCAAUUCUGUGUCCAGUUGAAAGCUUUAUUUUGAAGUAGAUGCCAAAGAAAGUCUGUGACAACUGUUAUAUCAACCAGUUUCCCACAUAGUCUAUAAUGGGAUAGGCUGUGGGUAUAUAUUCCUUUCAUGAGGAUACAUCAAUGAUGUUGAAAAGAGACCUGUGGUCAUAGAAACUCAUUGUACUCUACUGGUAAAGAAAGAGGACCACUGAGUUACAUGCCUUAUGGUGUUGUACUCAUGUAAGGACUAUUACUGCAUUAUUCAAUCCCCCACCCCCCCACCCCCGGCUAAUUGUGGCAUUUUGCUCUGACCUGGCACUCAGAUCAGUACCCAUACUGCUGGUGAGCUUGUCUGGAAAUGGGUCCUUGUUGCUUUGUUUUUUCCCCCUUUUGUAUGAAGCAUUUUGCAAGCCUUCAUAUUUCAUAUUUUAAUAAGAGGUUUAACUCCUUUGGUUGGCCACCAAAAGUAUGCCCAGCUACAUUCUCAACAAUAUUGCCAUUUGCAUUGGGCUUCAAUGAGUAAAAGAAUAACAACACAAGACCUACUAUUAUUUGGCUAUACUAACAUCUGGCACCCAGACUAGCCACUUGUUAUAUGUCAUAACAAACUCCACAAAAUUCCUAACAUUUCUAUAGCAUUAUAUUUAAGGAAUACAACCAUUCUCUGUUUCAGAUUUGUUUUUGUUUUUUUAUUAACAAUAAAUUACUUCUUACAAAAUGAAAUAA